Molecule: messenger RNA, 459 nt
Organism: Hibiscus syriacus
Lineage: Eukaryota; Viridiplantae; Streptophyta; Magnoliopsida; Malvales; Malvaceae
Product: growth-regulating factor 3-like
Exons: 1
Coding region: 1-459 (152 amino acids)
Source: RefSeq, a predicted model, not a curated record
AUGCCUGCCAGUUCCUCAGAGUCCAAAAGUGAACACGGGGGUCUUUUUGAAGCCCAAACCGAUGCCGAUAACAGAUCUGAUGGUCACAUUUUGAGACAUUUUUUUGAUGAUUGGCCAAGAAGACUACAGGACCCUGACAACAGUGGAGCAAAUGCAAGCCCGCUGAACACCGCGAGCCUGCCAGGGAGUUUGUCAUUGGAUGUGUCAUUGAAGCUGGCAACAGGGAAAGGUGACCAACUAGGUACCUUGGCUGGCGGCAGGGAUCAUCAGCUGCAGCCACCAUUGAACUGGAUCAUGGAUGGAUGGGCAACAGCACCGAACCGAGUGGCUUCCAUGGGAGGACCUCUCGCGGAUGCUUUACGGUCGUCGUCGACGACUAGUACAUCACCCACUAGUGUUCUGCAUCAGUUAACGAGGGGUUCUACAUCUGAAAUUAGCUAUGUCAGCACUUGGAUUUAG